Orcinus orca (killer whale) is the source of this 858-nucleotide messenger RNA. It is a transcript of the gene ZNF581, whose product is annotated as zinc finger protein 581. The transcript has 2 exons. NCBI's taxonomy places the organism in Eukaryota, Metazoa, Chordata, Mammalia, Artiodactyla, Delphinidae. Bases 252 to 845 code for a protein of 197 amino acids. Gene Ontology annotation, cellular component: nucleus. The record is from RefSeq and is a predicted model, not a curated record.
UUCAUCUCGGCCUGUGUUUCUGGCCGGAGCCGUUUCCUGAUGGCCCAGGCGCCCCCGCCCCCACCGCCCUCCCCUGGACCCUCUUCUCUUUACCCUGGUCUUCUCUCCCCUUACCCGGCGCCGCCAGCUCUUGGGGGAUACCCUGAGGCCACCGACCCGCCGCCAUCUGCAACCACGGGAGUAGCCCGGGGCCGUUCCGGAGUCGCCCGGACCCGAGAGGCUGCUGCACCGGGCCUCAGUCACCCCUCCGGAUGCUGGUGCUGCCGUCCCCCUGCCCCCAGCCCCUGGCGCUUCCCUCCGCUGAGGCCAUGGAGGCGCCUCCCCCUCGGACAGGCGGGUCCCCAGAACCCGGACCUUCCUCUUCCACAGGAUGUCCCCAGACUUCGUCCCCUUCGAGGCCCAACCACUACCUGCUCAUAGACACCCAGGGCGUCCCGUACACCGUGCUGGUGGACGAGGAGUCUCAGAGAGAGUCCGGACCCGAUGGGGCUUCGGCUCAGAAAAAGUGCUACAGCUGCCCAGUGUGCUCCCGGGUCUUCGAGUACAUGUCUUACCUUCAGCGACACAGCAUCACCCACUCGGAGGUCAAGCCCUUUGAGUGUGAUACCUGCGGGAAGGCAUUCAAGCGGGCCAGCCACCUGGCGCGGCACCAUUCCAUUCACCGGGCAGGUGGCGGGCGGCCCCACGGCUGCCCGCUCUGCCCUCGCCGCUUCCGAGAGGCGGGCGAGCUGGCCCAGCACAGCCGGGUCCACUCCGGGGAGCGCCCCUACCAGUGCCCGCACUGUCCACGCCGAUUUAUGGAGCAGAACACGCUGCAGAAGCACGCUCGGUGGAAGCAUCCCUGAGCCAGGCUGCGGG